Messenger RNA from Sceloporus undulatus (fence lizard), 501 nucleotides. RefSeq names its product F-box/WD repeat-containing protein 8-like. The annotation marks the transcript as partial. Lineage: Eukaryota; Metazoa; Chordata; Lepidosauria; Squamata; Phrynosomatidae. The transcript is spliced from 2 exons. The record is from RefSeq and is a predicted model, not a curated record.
AUGGACCGCGGGACCGGAAGUGGGCACUUGGAGCCGUUGCUUCCCUCUCUCCUCCGUCGGCGCUGCCUCGGCUGGGCCAUGGGCGACGGAGCGGCGGAGCUGGAGCUUUUCCGUCGGCGCUGGCGGGCCGAGUUGGCCGAGCAGGGAAGGCCGAGGCGGAGGGGCCGGAAACGGCCGCGGGAGGCGGAAGGCGGAGCGCGGGAGGAGGCGGUGCGAGGCUGGGGCGGCUGCGGGGCCCUGGCUCGGUGGGAGCCCGAAGGCGAGGCCGAGCUGCUCGGAGCGCGGAGGAGCCUCGCCGGCCCUGACCCCCAGAGGAAGCCGGCUCCCCUCGCCGAGGCUCCCGCCGGAGGAGGAGGAGGAAAGGAGGACCUCCUGGGGCAGCUCAUCCAGGACUUGAAUGAAAUCAAUGAGGUCCCCUUCUUUGACAUCCAGCUGCCUUAUGAACUAGCAUUAAAAAUAUUUCAGUUCCUGGGCCGGACAGAGCUGGGGAGGUGUGCUCAG